Lindgomyces ingoldianus is the source of this 1827-nucleotide messenger RNA. RefSeq lists its product as uncharacterized. Lineage: Eukaryota; Fungi; Ascomycota; Dothideomycetes; Pleosporales; Lindgomycetaceae. The annotation marks the transcript as partial. The record is from RefSeq and is a predicted model, not a curated record. Gene Ontology annotation, molecular function: protein binding. The transcript is spliced from 3 exons.
AUGAAACGUAUUAAAGCUUACAGCUGCAGGGAAACCACUCUGAAGGACACGAUUCUUGCCUGGAUAGCUGAAGUCGACCUCACCGGCGAUCAUGACGGGAAAUUGAGAAGGAAGACACCCGGAACUCUAGAAUGGGUUGCUGAGACUGCGGAGUUCAAAAAGUGGAUAUCUGAGAAGAACCAGACCAUUUAUUGCCCCGGUGAUGCCGGGGCAGGGAAAACCACGUUCACAGCGAAGGUAGUGUAUGAUCUUUUCACCGUACAUAGAGAUGAAUUAGGAAAUGUUGGCAUAUGUUUCCUGUAUUGCAGCUUCAACGACAAAAGUCACCAUACGUUGGAAAACCUUCUGGCAACUUUGUUGAAACAGCUCCUCCUACAUCGACCUCUUCCGGAGAGUAUUAAAUCGCGGUACCACACGUAUCAUCAAAGUCACCAAAGGCUUUCUGUCGAUGAAAUAUUGAAGGAACUGCGAGUCGCGAUAAAGGCUCGAUCAAAAGCGUAUGUCGUUGUUGAUGGCUUAGAUGAAUGCGAUGAGGGGUGUCGAUACAAGUUUUUAAAAAUGUUAAAGAGCUUUAGAGAUCAGAGGGAUGAUAACGGGACCAGCUCAGGUCAGACAGACGUCAAGAUUUUGGUCAGUUCGAAACCAUUUCCCAAAAUAGCAGCCAGCUUAGGCGAGGGUAUAUUAACCAUGCCAAUAUGCGCAAGGCGGAACGAUAUUUUCAAAUACCUUGACUUAGCGAGGGAAGAACUUGAUCAACACUAUUUGCUUGACGAUUCGUGGACCAGCGUGAAGGAUGAGAUAGUGCGCAUUGCAGACGGAAAAUUCUUGAUGGCUACCCUUUCAUUCAAUUGUUUGGGAAGCAAGACGAGCGUUAAAGCAACAAAAGAAGCAUUAAAAAUACUCCCAAGAGGGGCCGGAGCCUACGACGCGAUGUAUAACGAAAUCAUGGCCCGAUUCACUGACCGGGAAAGCCACAGGAGAGAACUUACUCUUCAGGCAUUAUCUUGGAUUGUCUACGCCAAGCGCUCUCUAACUACUACAGAGCUGCAGCAUGCCCUUGCAAUCGAAAGGAAUAGUUCUGCGCUUGAUCCAGAGAACAUUUCACGCGAGGAUAUUGUCUCCUUGUGUGCUGGACUAGUCACACUAGAUGAGAAAAGCUCAACGGUGAAGAUAAUGCACAAAACAGCCAAAGAAUAUUUUGAACGUAACCCGAAUAGAUUGUCCCCCAAUGUGGAAAGUACUAUCGCUCAAUCAUGCAUCACGUAUCUGUCAUACGAAGCAUUCAAGACUGGAUUCUGUCCCACCGAGGAGGAAUUUGCUAUUCGAUUGCUUGCCAAUCCAUUCUACACCUACGCCGCCUCAUUCUGGGGACAACACGCCAUCCUCGCAUCGCUAGCUAAUAAAGACACUCUUGAAUUUCUUAAAGAUGCUAAAAAGGUGGAGGCAUCGGCGCAAGCACUCCAUGUAUACAAGGACAGUCUUAAGUACUACAGCCAAGAAACGCCGAAAGACACGCAUGGUUUGCACUUGGCCGCAUUCUUCGGGUUAGAAGAGGAAGCCGUCGUUGUUUUCCUCGGUCAUGGAGCCGAUCCAGAUGUACAUGAUGUCUACGGCCGAUCUUCUUUAUCGUGGGCUGCUGAGCGUGGACAUAAUCUCAUCGUCAAAACACUACUAAAGAGCGAGAAGGUUAAAAAAAACUCGCAAAACAAUUACUAUCGAUCACCAUUGGCAUGGGCUGCGUUGGCAGGACGUGAGAACGUCGUAACGUCUUUGAUCGACGCAGGAGCGAACCUCAACGUGAAAGACAAAGAUGGACGAACACCGCUA